Molecule: messenger RNA, 1055 nt
Organism: Fusarium verticillioides 7600
Lineage: Eukaryota; Fungi; Ascomycota; Sordariomycetes; Hypocreales; Nectriaceae
Exons: 3
Coding region: 414-587 (57 amino acids)
Source: RefSeq, a predicted model, not a curated record
CCCUAUCAUUGGCGAAUGGCGUGCCUGGACGAAACCAUACUCGGCGUCAGUUUGCCGUACGUCUUAUACAUAGUAUCCUUAAUAGUACGGACCCUGGCCAGAACACUCUCCCUACGGCUGCUCCCGUAGACAAUAUCUCAGGCCUGGACGGCUACUCGGCAUCUCAAGCGCCAAUCAAGAAUGUAGACAAAGACAGGAGCUGCUGGGACCGAGUGGCUGAGUUUCAGUGAACAGAGAGGCCUCUCAGUUGGCUGAGGGUACUUAAGAGCUCGUUCCUAGCUGUGGGAUUACUGACUUGAACAAUACAAUACACAGACAGCACUAAUAAACAAACAAAUCUCCUUCAUCACCUACUCACUACCUUUCCUCUUCUUAUCCAGAUCCAUCACUCCAUCUCCCUCGAAUCAUUCAAGAUGCCCGCCGCCAUGGAACCCACUCAGCAAGCCCCCAUGACCUCUGAUAACGGAGACAUCGUCACACAGCAGCCUAGCGCUGAGCCUCAGCCUGAUAUGACCAUGCGUGGUGGUGAGGAGGCUGGCUGUGAGAUCUGCUGUGGUCUCUGCGCCUGCGAUGAGGGAUGCUGCUAAGCAGACAGACUCACGUAGAGUGUUCUGAGCAGAAUAGACUGCUCGGGAUUGGAGUUUGGGUAGCAUUGUUAUCGUGAUUUAGCAACUCCCGUCUGGAUGGUUGAUCCAGUGGAGCAAUAAACUACAUUCAAAACAUCUGAUGCCUUCAUGAUAUAGGCUUUAUGUCUAAUAGUAACCUAAACCAGAGAUCUGGGACAGAUUCUAUGUCAGUUUGGCCGAACCCUUUUGAGGAAUCCGUCUUCCGUAUCCACCUACGCCUGAAGGCUCGUAGUACAAAGAUCAGCGAACCAAUAGAUAGGCAUUUAUACAGAGUCUUAGAUAAAUAUGCAAUAUUGCGAUCAUCCACAGAAUACAAAUCAGACUGGAUUUCAAAAUUGGUACGGUGGUGUUGUAUGUGUGCCGUGUUUUUCAGGAACCUAAUCAUACUGGCUUGUUCAUACUGCCUAAAUAGAACAAGUUCAUCCUAUC